GCCCAACAACAACACAACUCCCAUUGUCGCAUGAUUGUGUCGUGUUCUUACUUGUUUUGACUCACAACAACUCAUUCACCACUGAUGAAUAAAUCCUGACAUUUUCAAACGUUGUUUUGUUUCUUCUUUUUCAUGUUCCUAACAUCAUUGAUCACUGAUUGAAUUAAGCAUUAAAGUUUCAAACUUUACUAAAAUGGUAUUGCUAAUUGCACUUGCAUUGCUUCUUGGUAUUUUCAUUGCUUUUCUUCUUUUCAACCCAAAACUUCACAAAUCUGGACAAAAGGGAAAAACUGGUUCCAGCUCAAACACUGAUAAGACAUCAAAAUCCUAUAGUAAAACUGAAGUCACGUUGCAUAACACGAGAACAGAUUGCUGGAUAAUCAUCAAGAACAAGGUAUAUGAUGUCACCUCAUAUGUGGAGGAGCAUCCAGGUGGUGAUGCCAUUCUAGCACAUGCUGGAGAUGAUUCAACUGAAGGAUUUUUCGGGCCACAGCAUGCAACUCGGGUCUUUGACAUGAUUGAGGACUUCUACAUUGGAGACUUGGAGCAAUAGCCAAUACUACACUUGGAUUUCCAUUGCAAACUUAUGUUUCGGUCCAAAAGUAUGUUUGCCUCAAAGGAACUCUAGAGAUAUUUGGGAUUCAUUUGUACGAUCACAGUUUCUAGGCGGCAUUGGCUGGUUUGUAACGUUCAAGAAAUUUGUGAUUCGACAAUUCCAAUAUUAUAUUUCUUGUUUGCCCCUCAUUUUUGCGAUCCUUAUCUGAUUUUUCAUCUUCAUUAGACAGUAGUUCAGGUGUUACUGUUUGAAAUUGGAGGGUAAUCUUGUCAUUCUCAGGUACUUUGUUAUGAACAUAUGAUUAUCCAGGCAAUAGCAUGUCUUGUCUUGUAAUUGUUUAAACUUAACAAAUGUACUGUUUAGGUAAAAGCCAUACAAGAAGCUUAUGUGUAACAGAAAAAUGGAAUCAUACAAUUGAAUGUGAAUCAUUGACUGUAUCUGUAUGUACAUUUAGUGGUUCUUGAUUGUUAUACAUGAAUUACA
Medicago truncatula (barrel medic) is the source of this 1039-nucleotide messenger RNA. Its product is annotated as cytochrome B5-like protein. Bases 194 to 553 code for a protein of 119 amino acids. The transcript has 6 exons. Gene Ontology annotation, cellular component: intracellular membrane-bounded organelle; membrane. NCBI's taxonomy places the organism in Eukaryota, Viridiplantae, Streptophyta, Magnoliopsida, Fabales, Fabaceae. The record is from RefSeq and is a predicted model, not a curated record. Gene Ontology annotation, molecular function: heme binding.